Messenger RNA from Acanthosepion pharaonis, 1578 nucleotides. The record is from the annotation of a GenBank genome assembly. Lineage: Eukaryota; Metazoa; Mollusca; Cephalopoda; Sepiida; Sepiidae.
AUGUUUGGUUCGCAAAAGCGCGCGGCCCGCAGCGGAGCUCAGCUUUUCAUUGGUGCCUUACAAAGAGACGUAGAGAUAAAGAGAGUGACUUUUAUGGCUUUUGGACUGGAACGAAGAAGACCACAUUCGUGUUUUAAUAUUGAGUAUAUAUUAUUUUACUCUGUUAUCUAUCUAUCUAUCUAUCUAUUUUCAUAUUCUGCCGAUGUAUCUAUCUAUCCAUUUAUUUUCACAUUCUUCCUAUCCAUCUAUUUUCAUAUUAUUCCUAUCUAUCUAUCUAUCUAUCUAUCUAUCUAUCUAUCUAUCUAUCUAUCUCUCAGCUUCGUCAUAUCUCUCUCUCUCUCUAUCUAUCUAUCUAUCUAUCUAUCUAUCUAUCUAUCUAUCUAUCUAUCUAACUUCACAAUCUUUCCAUCUAGCCAUCUAAGUCUCUUCAUAUCUAUCUUUUUCUCAGACUCUUCCUAUCUAUCUAUCUCAUUUUCUUCAUUACGCUCUCUCUCUCUCUCUCUCUCUAUCUAUCUAUCUAUCUAUCUAUCUAUCUAUCACAGUCUCUUCAUUAUCUAUCUAUCUAUCUAUCUAUCUAUCUAUCACAGUCUCUUCAUUAUCUAUCUAUCUUCAUCUCUCUCUCUCUCUCUCUCUCUCUCUAUCUAUCUAUCUAUCUAUCACAGUCUCUUCAUUAUCUAUCUAUCUUCAUCUCUCUCUCUCUAUCUAUCUAUCUAUCUAUCUAUCACAGUCUCUUCAUUAUCUAUCUAUCUAUCUAUCUAUCACAGUCUCUUCAUUAUCUAUCUAUCUAUCUUCAUCUCUCUCUCUAUCUAUCUAUCACAGUCUCUUCAUUAUCUAUCUAUCUAUCUAUCUAUCUUCAUCUCUCUCUCUCUCUCUCUCUCUCUAUCUAUCUAUCUAUCUAUCUAUCUAUCUAUCACAGUCUCUUCAUUAUCUAUCUAUCUAUCUAUCUCUCUUCAUCUCUCUCUCUCUCUCUAUCUUCAUCUCUCUCUCUCUCUCUAUCUAUCUAUCUAUCACAGUCUCUUCAUUAUCUAUCUAUCUAUCUAUCUUCAUCUCUCUCUCUCUCUCUCUCUCUCUCUCUAUCUAUCUAUGAUUUUGUUUUUAAAUUGUAAAAAUCUAUUUUUCCUCCAAUCUAUCUAUCUAUCUAUCUAUCUAUCUAUCUAUCUAUCUAUCUAUCAAAGACUUUUCAUCAAAAUUUUCAAAUCUAUCUUCAUUUUUCCUCAAAUCUAUCAAUCGAUCUAUCUAUGCAUAUAUGGAAUUAUGCAUCUAUCAAUCUAUCUGUCAACAUUGCGUCUCCUGUCCAUAUCUAUAUAUCUAUCAAUCAAUCUAUCUAUCUAUCUCAAAUCUAUGUCAUUAUCAAUCUACCUAUCUAUCUGUCUAUCUAAUAAUGGUCAUAUCUAUCUAUCUAUCUAUCUAUCUAUCUAUCUAUCUAUCUAUCUAUCUAAUUAUAGUUUCUCUGUUCAUAUCUAUCUAUCUAUCUCAAAUCUAUGUCAUUAUGUAUCUACCUUUCUAUCUGUCUAUCUAAUAAUGGUCAUAUCUAUCUAUUUAUCUAAUUAUGUUAUAUCUAUCUAUCUAUCUAUCUAA